GCGCCCGCACUCCCCCCACCCCACCCCCUUUCCCCGCCUCAUCCCCUUCUCGUGCCGCCGCCGCCGCCGCUCGCCACCACCCUCCGCCGACCUUCGUCCGUCCCCGGCGCCGGUGGAGAGGACGGAGAGAAGUCCCUUCGCCGUGCCUGCGCGGGCACAAGCCACGACCCGAUCCGCUUGCGCCGUACCUACUGGAUAAAGGCAAGAGUUCUGUUGGUGCAUUGAGAAGUGACACUGCAAUUUUCUUAGAUAACAGAUGAGGCGAGCUCGGAGGCGUACGUGGGUGGGAUGACUGAUGAGGGAUGAUAGUGACAUUGAUGAACUUUCUACGGGCGUGUUGGAGACCUUCAUCCAACCGGCAUGCCCGGACAGGCUCAGAUGCUACCGGUAGGCAGGAUGGACUUCUAUGGUACAAGGACACUGGGGAGCAUGUAAAUGGCGACUUCUCCAUGGCUGUUGUCCAGGCCAAUAACCUACUUGAGGACCAGUGUCAGAUUGAGUCGGGUCCGUUGAGCUUUCUCGACUCUGGUCCAUACGGCACUUUCGUCGGGGUUUACGAUGGGCACGGUGGACCAGAGACAGCUUGCUACAUCAACGAUAACCUCUUCAACCAUCUUAAAAGGUUCGCUUCGGAACAGAAUGCAAUGUCUGCUGAUGUACUGAAGAAAGCAUAUGAAGCUACAGAAGAUGGAUUCUUCUCUAUCGUCACCAAGCAAUGGCCUGUCAAGCCUCAAAUAGCGGCUGUUGGCUCAUGCUGUCUGGUUGGUGUUAUCUGUGGUGGCAUGCUUUAUGUUGCGAAUGUUGGGGAUUCUCGUGCUGUUUUAGGAAAACAUGUUAAAGCCACUGGAGAAGUGUUGGCUGUCCAACUGUCAGCAGAACAUAAUGUCAGCAUUGAGUCAGUGAGAAAAGAAUUGCAGUCAAUGCACCCUGAAGAUAGGCAUGUUGUUGUUCUCAAGCACAGUGUUUGGCGUGUAAAAGGCCUAAUUCAGGUCUGCAGAUCGAUCGGUGAUGCCUAUCUGAAAAAACAAGAGUUCAAUCGGGAACCUCUGUAUGCAAAAUUCCGUCUUCGUGAACCUUUUAACAGGCCCAUACUAAGUUCAGAACCAUCUAUUUGCGUUCAACCUAUACAGCCACAUGAUGAGUUUCUCAUAUUUGCAUCUGAUGGACUUUGGGAGCACUUAACCAACCAGGAGGCUGUUGACAUUGUUCAAAGUAGCCCUCGUAGUGGGAGCGCUAGGAGGCUCAUAAAAUCAGCCUUGCUAGAAGCAGCCAAGAAAAGAGAGAUGAGGUAUUCCGAUCUCAAGAAGAUCGACCGAGGUGUCCGUCGCCACUUCCAUGAUGACAUAACGGUCAUCAUACUCUACCUCGACUCGAGCCUCGUAAGCAGGGCGAGCACCCACAGGGGCCCUGCUGUUUCGCUAAGAGGCGCCGGCGUGAGCCUGCGCAGCAGCACGCUCGCACCUUAUGGGUCGCAGAUGUAACAGGUGCCAGCGGCAUCGGCCAGGAUCAUCAUCCCCUUGAUUAAUGGUUAAGAAAGAAUGGAGAGGCACAGACAGAGGGCCUCUUCUUCUCCAGGGCUUCUAUCAAUCCCCACCAUGAAGACUUUGAUCAUAGUAAUGUAUGUACUUCGUUUCGAGAUUGACCGAGGAAGAAUAGGUAGGUGUCGUUUGUUGUGCUGCUGCUGAAAAGGCAGAUGUCUCUUGUUGUUCGUCCCCUGCAGGAAUUUUUAAUUUUAACACCAAUAGUGCAUAUAUGAUAUAUGGUAUAAUAAUGGGCCCAGGAGGAGUAACUUAUUGACUGAUGUCGUGGACUCCAUACAUAUGUAUGUAUGCAUGUAUGUGUGCUAUUCUGACUCUGUUAUUUAUUUAUUUUAUUGACCAAAUGUUGGUAUCCA
This is a messenger RNA of Triticum dicoccoides, 1894 nucleotides long. RefSeq names its product probable protein phosphatase 2C 60. Gene Ontology annotation, molecular function: cation binding; protein serine/threonine phosphatase activity. The transcript has 5 exons. Gene Ontology annotation, biological process: protein dephosphorylation. The coding region runs from base 303 to 1481 and encodes 392 amino acids. Lineage: Eukaryota; Viridiplantae; Streptophyta; Magnoliopsida; Poales; Poaceae. The record is from RefSeq and is a predicted model, not a curated record.